AUGUCCUCGACAGCGUUGAAGACGUCUCCACCGGCAAAAAGAGACAUGAGUGUCGAGAAGAUGUAUCACAUGAGAACUGUUGUCUCUAUUGGAGCAUUACUACCUGGAUUGGGAUGCUAUUUCUGCAUUGCUUAUACUUACGUAUUCCAAUUCGAAACUAUCACCAACUUUACUCAACAGGAUAGUUGCCCAGAUGUUCACAGUCCCAUACCACCCGUAUCCUACAGCAUUGGUGUUUGGAAACCUCAAAGAUUCUAUUGGAUGACAGUUAUGUUCAUUCAUAUGCCCCUUCGGAUAUUCUUCAUUAUACUCUAUAAACGAAUGUUUACGGACUCUGCUCCCAAAUCUCUUGCUUAUCACUAUGCCCGUUGGUGCUACAUGAGAACACUUUGUAUAGAAGCAAUGGGACUUUCUCUUGUUUCAAUCAUCAACAUCAAUGAUAACUUUGCUCUUCAUGCAUUGGGCUUCGGAACAUGGAUUUCUGCAUUCAACGUCAACAUGCUUUUCAAUAUAAUACUUCAUCAUUUCGGAAAAGUUAGGCAGCAGUCUCGAGCUCAUGAAAUCACAUGGAGACUGAAAGUGUUCAUGUUUUGCACAGGUGCUAUUGCAUCUUGCUCAACUGCCUUUACCUAUCCUCUAUUCCUCAAACUCUGCUCUAGAUUCGCGUACAUUUCCUUCUCCAUGGUCGAAUUAAUGAUAAUUGGAUAUAAUUCAAUUUUCUAUUCAUUGGCCUAUUGGGACUUCCCAAAUACACGAGUUACACUCGGUAUACAUACAGGACCACAUCCAAAGAAAAUCGGAACCGUUUCUGAAAAUGUUGAGAAACUGCCCAUCUGA
This is a messenger RNA of Auanema sp. JU1783, 837 nucleotides long. The record is from the annotation of a GenBank genome assembly. NCBI's taxonomy places the organism in Eukaryota, Metazoa, Nematoda, Chromadorea, Rhabditida, Rhabditidae.